This is a messenger RNA of Centruroides sculpturatus (bark scorpion), 2613 nucleotides long. RefSeq lists its product as uncharacterized. The record is from RefSeq and is a predicted model, not a curated record. Bases 436 to 2502 code for a protein of 688 amino acids. NCBI's taxonomy places the organism in Eukaryota, Metazoa, Arthropoda, Arachnida, Scorpiones, Buthidae. The transcript has 3 exons.
GCGUUUAAAACUUCAGCCUCAACCUCGUUACUAUUGUGUUAAAGCAUUUUAAAAUUAAUUUUUAGGUUUAAUUUAUUUAGUAUUAAUUUAGUUUUAGUUUUUAUAAUUAUAGAUUUAUUGUUAUUUAUUUAAUUUUGCUUGCGUUUUUUGAAACCUGUGAUAAUGCUCGCAGCACAUCCUAUGCUUCCGCAUCAGUUGAGGCACCGCGUCUGCGAUGACUGCGUCGUCAGGACUGACACCAAUGUCAUAACAAAAAAAAUUGAAAAAAAGGUGAGGACCCCAAACUAUAAGAAGGAUCGAUGACGACACAGAGUUUGUCUGUCCUCGAAAAUUGGUCGUGUGGGCGCUGUCGAUACACCGUCUUCGCCACCUAUAAGCAAUGAUCAGAAGUCUGCCCGAUAACGACAAUAGCGUCUUCUCCGGGAUAAACAGCCUAUGCAAGAGUGCGAGUUUCGCAAUGAAUCUACCGCUUCAGUCAUGUCUACGUAUAAAAUUCAAAUGAAGGAAUGCAACGAUAUAAAGUUGGGAGAACAAAAUCGAACUCCGACAGAUGAUUUGCUUAUAAAAGACAAACUCCGCAUAUGCCAAGAAAAGCUAAUGAACAGAUACAAGAACGAAAAUGCUUAUAUGACUUCUUUUCUUUGGAGUGAAGACAACGACUUUCCAAUAAGAGAAGGCUUUGUGGAUGUCAAACUCCAUAAAACCGACAUGUUUGGAAGAAAAACAGGAGAAAUCAUUCAAGUUAAAGAUAUCUUUGCGAAAGAGUCUAAAUUUCAUCGCACAGUACUCAUCACAGGAGAUCCGGGAUAUGGGAAAACAACCAUUUGUAAGAAAAUCGCCUACGAUUGGGGAAUGGAUGAAGAGAGUCGCAGUUACUUGAAGUCGUUUGAUAUUUUAAUUUUUAUACAAUUAAGCGAAUUAGGAGAAAAAAGUAUAAUUGACGCUGUUAUUGAAUGCAUUGACGACAAAGCAAACAGACAAUUUGCAAAGAAACUCAGAGAAACUGAGUGGAAUUUUUUGAUCAUUUUAGAUGGAUUUAACGAAACUCGCGAUAAAGAUUGCGUAAAACAAUUUAUAAGUAACGAUUCAUUCGAAAUUUCUGUCCAAAUGACAAUAAUAGUUACCAGCCGUCCACACGUUUCGGAUGAAAUUAGAAAACUUAUCGAAUAUCGAUGUUACAUCGAAGGAUUCACUCCAGAACAAAAGGAAAAAUACAUCGAUUUCAUUGUUAGAGACGAAGACAAAUGCGAAUAUCUCAAAAAUAUUAUUAAAAACAAUCGUUCCUGUUUCGAAUUAGCGAAAUGUCCUUUUAUGCUGUACAUGUUAUGCUGUCUUCCUAAAAGUAAAUCAGACAGAUACGUAAUGACAAAUGCCGAUGUGUUUAUGUUAAUUUUCCGUCUUAUUAUAGAAAAGUAUAAGAAAAAGGAAAAUGGAAUCCAUAACCUAAAAAGAGGAAAAUAUUUUGACGGAGAAGAUUUAAUUAUUAAGCUGGGAAAAGUUUAUUACGUAAAGGAAUUUCUUGAUUCUACAAAGGAUAACGGUUUAGAAACAAGAAAAGUCAAAGAGAAAGAUUUGCAUAAGGCUUUCAGUAAAGAGGAAUGCCAAUUUUUCCUUGAUCUCUACAUUUUUGUAAAACGUACAGCUAAGGAUAAUGGAGAAUAUUUCGACUUUAUUCAUCGAUUAUUUACCGAAUUUAUUAUGGCAUUUUACAUUUUCGAUUCGAUCGAUGUAGUUACUUUACCAGAGGUUGACGGUAUUUUAUUCUUUAUUCUCGGUUUGUUUAGAGAUAAUCCAUUUGCAGGCAACUUUAUUAAUUUUCUACGAAGAAUCUUCCUGCAUCCCGUAACAUGGCUGAAUUUUUACAACGAAAUCAAAAACGAAAGAAAUAAACAACUGUUUUGCGCAGAAACAAAAUUAGUUUUUUAUUUCGAUUGUUUAGACGAAUUCUUGAAAUUAUCAAAUAUUUGCAAAUUCAAUAGAAUCUAUUUCUGCAUUCCAGAUCGUAUUGAUGACUGGAAAAAUAUUAAAAAAGAAUUAAUUAAAUUCCACAGUAAUCUGAAUUAUUCGCACGACUUUCAGAUAUGUGUAUUGCUUGACAGAAGAUUUUCUGACGAUCCUGCCACAUCGAGUAAUUCUGUUACAUAUAUCGAUCUGUAUGAAUCUGUGAAAUUCUUAAAAUAUUUAUUUGAGAGCUACAGUUGGGAUAAAUUCCAAUUUUAUUUUUAUGGCAUUGUUUGCAAUUGUAAUACAGAAUAUUCUAUUAUAUGCGAUAGAAAUAUUGAUAGUUUUAGAAAAAUUGAGGAAAAUGUGACAGAAGAAAUUAAUGAAGAGUUUAAUCGUCGAGGCGAGAAACCGGUUGUUUUAUGCAACGAGAGCGAAUCUGGUGAUGAUCAAAAAUACUUGAUGUCUGAAGACCAAUAUAAUUCUUUAUUACCAUAUUUUAUGAAGCAUCCUCUUCGUGGAGAUUUUUGUUCUGUUAUGGCUAAUUUUUGUAUGGAAUGAAAAGUUCGUAGAAAAAGUUAUCUACACAAAUAAUCAUGAAAUACUUUUUACGACUUUUUCACGAUUUUUUCAUUAUUUGAAUUCCAUAAAUGAAAUUUAUUUAAAUUUAAU